AUGUCACACAGACCGUCGUCGGUGGCCUCGUUAGCCAGUUCAGUGGAGUCUCUCAACUCUGAAGAACGCCUGGUGCAAGCUCCUCAGGAAUAUCACGAACCAAAGUCAAGCACAUCGCCUUCUGCUGAUUCCAAGGAUGAACCUCAGCUCCCUGAUUUGGAGCAGGGUCAAACUCACCAACUGCAAGCGGUGCUGGAGAAGAUGCUGUUGAAGGAGAUGAAGAGCCACGUUGUUCCUCGUAGGGAGAGACGCGGCCUUCUAGCGCAACUUCUGAUCGUGCCUGAGCUAGACGACGCCAGGAACUAUACACCUAAUAUCAAGCUUUUGAUUGUCAUCAUCGUUGCCUUUGCUGGUAUAACAGGCCCCAUGGGCACGUCCAUUAUCUUGCCUGCGGUUGGAGACGUGUCGAGGAGCUUACAUACGUCGUCUUCUAUCGUCAACGUCUCCGUCGGAAUCUACUUGAUCUCGCUAGGCGUAUUUCCUAUUUGGUGGUCGAACUUCUCGGAGAAACACGGCCGACGCAGCGUCUAUGUUGUGUCGUUCAUCUGGUUUUUCGCCUUUUCCAUCGGCUGUUGUCUUGCUCCUUCUAUCGGUGCCCUUAUCGUCUUGCGACUUUUAGCCGGCGUGGGUGCUUCAGCCGUGCAAGCAUGCGGUGCUGCCACCGUUUCUGACCUCUACAUCCAAGAAGAACGUGGUUAUGCCUUGGGGCUUUUUUAUUUGGGUCCGCUUUUGGGUCCUUUCCUCUCUCCUAUCAUUGGUGGUGCUGUGGCGGAAGCCUGGGGUUGGAGGGCCACAAUGUGGGUCAUGGUGAUUUUCACUGGCAUCAACGUUCUCUCGCUUGUUUUCUUCUUGCCAGAGACUCUCAGACAGGCCGAUUCCAUGGCUGCUGUGCGUGAACGCCUUAAGAAAGAACUCGGCUCUGCCGCCAAUGGAGAUCCUAACGCUCCCACCGAAGAGGAGCUCACUCGGUUUGCUACCAACCUUUCACAAAACUCUUCCUUGCGAGAGACAUAUUGCACGACGAAACAGCCUAUCAAGGAGCAGGAGUUACUUGAGGCCGAGGAGGCAGACCCCAUAGAUCAUACCAAGUGGUCUCACAUCUUGUACGACUACUUCAUCAGACCUACUCAUGCAGUGAUUCUACUUGCUUACCCUCCAGUCACUUUGACGAUCUGUUAUUCGUCCAUCAGUUUCUGUGUUAUUUAUUUUUUCAACAUUACAAUCACCGAAAUGUAUGCCAAAGAACCUUAUAAUUUCAGCACGGUCAUUGUGGGUCUUAUGUAUAUUCCUAAUUCCGUCACGUAUCUAAUGGCUUCGAUCUUUGGUGGAAAAUGGAACGAUUGGCUCAUUAGGCGUUCAGGCCGUCGGAACAAUGGUGAAUUGAAGCCUGAAUCUCGUAUCUCGUGGAACAUUGUUACAGCGAUCACACUUUACCCUGCUGCGUGUUUGAUCUUCGGUUGGUGUCUCAAAUACGGGGAACACUGGGUAACGCCGUUGAUCGGUACUGCCCUAUUUGGAUUCGCCUCGAUGCUUACCAUAGGUGUCACUGUGACCUAUCUCAUUGACGUUUUACCCGGUAAGGGUGCCACGGGUGUUGCUCUCAACAAUUUAGUUCGUCAAAUCCUUGCAGCUGCCGCUACGUUUGUCACUGUUCCAUUGAUCAAUGCUUUGGGCACUGGUGUGCUAUUCUCGAUCAUUGCCGGUGUUAUAACAGUGUCUGGAGUGUCAUUGCUAUACCUCAAACAUCACGGUGGCCAGCUUCGUGAACGUUAUGAUAUCAUGGACUACUACAAGCGUCUCUGA
Messenger RNA from Candidozyma auris, 1803 nucleotides. It is a transcript of the gene QDR3, whose product is annotated as Qdr3p. NCBI's taxonomy places the organism in Eukaryota, Fungi, Ascomycota, Pichiomycetes, Serinales, Metschnikowiaceae. Bases 1 to 1803 code for a protein of 600 amino acids. The record is from RefSeq and is a predicted model, not a curated record. Gene Ontology annotation, biological process: intracellular polyamine homeostasis; transmembrane transport. Gene Ontology annotation, molecular function: polyamine transmembrane transporter activity. The transcript has 2 exons.